GAGCUGAUGAGCGGUUUGGAUAGUUUUAGAGGAGGAGAUGGGGACGGUUUCUGGGUUUGUUUUUGCGCGGCACAUGCAGCCACACAUCCUGCAGGCGCUGAAAGCGGCGCAGAAAGAAAGAAAGAAAAAAAACCCAAACGCAGAUGUUUGAGCGCCGCGGACAAAACCCGCAAUUCAGUCUCCGCGCUGAUUUAGGACAGUUUUCAGCCUGGCACGGCUUUAGCAGAUGGGUUAAACACCCCCCCACCCCACCCCAAUCUCUGCUCACCCCCACCCCACCCGCAGUGGGUUUGGAUGGGAGGGUGGCUGCUUCCCUGCAGUUUAUGGAUGUGCAAACAUUCCGCUCUUUAUCUCUUUUUCUUCUUAUCUGAGCCUGACCGUGACUCAUAUCAUGCAUCGGAUAUUUUGUGUGGCUUUCCUCCGUAUGAAGUGACUGUUUGUGUUCCUCUGAACAUAAAGGGCUUCUGUAUGGCACCGGAAACUAAUUGUUUAGGCUCGCAGCGCAGCGCUAAGAGCCGCUUUGGAAAAGCUCCCCUCUGCACCGUGCGCAAAAUGUUCUCCACAGAACCUCUGCGCUGCUGUUGAGCCUCUUAGGAAGUGUGAAAUGGAGGAGUCCAGCUCUCAGAAGUUGGUGUGGGAUGGGGACGCCAAAGCGGUCCAGCAGUGUCUGACAGACAUUUUUACCAGCGUCUACACGACGUGUGACAUCCCAGAGAACGCCAUUUUCGGGCCUUGUGUGUUGAGCCACACGUCGCUGUAUGACAGCAUCGCCUUCAUCGCUCUGAAAUCCACCGACAAGCGCACAGCACCUUACAUCUUCAGGGUGGACACCUCAGCAGCCAACAGCACCUCAGAGGGCCUGAUGUGGCUGCGGCUGGUCCAGUCCGCCCGCGACAAAGAGGAGCAGAACCUGGAGGCCUACGUGAAGAACGGCCAGCUCUUCUACCGCUCGCUCCGCCGCAUUGAGAAGGACGAGGAGCUGCUGGUCUGGUACGGCAAAGACCUCAUCGACCUGCUGCUGCUCAGCUCCAGCAGAGCACCUGCCAAGAGCAAAGGUUCGUCCCACCACUCGUGUCCAGACUGCAGCCAGCGGUUCCAGUUUGAGUUUCCAUUUUUGGCCCACCUCCGGUUCCGCUGCACUAAGAGACUGCAGAGCAUCACGGGGGCUGACGAGGAGUCCAGCAAAGAGAGCAGCACAGAGCGACCGAACACAACCCCGACCAGGACCAGUCCGAAGCUGGGCCGCUCUGAGGGCUUCAGCAGCCCUCAGGACAACAGCAAACCCUCCACAGACUUUCACAACCUGGCCAGGGAUCUAGAGAACAACCGGACCAGCCCACCGAGCGACAAGGAGGCUGAGAUCUGCAGCGAGAGCUCGGGGAAGAGGAAGUUCUCAGAAAUAGAGGACAGGGAGUGCAGAGGGCCCAGCCUUCCACAGACCAAGUCUAAAGACGAGCUUGCGACGUCAGCGCAGAACUACAGAGGAGCGUAUGGCCUUGAGGAGAACCACAGGUCCUUUACCCCUCCAGGUCCCACAGAAAUGGGGGAGGGCAAGCGCAGCGCCUUCACUGAGGUCAAGAAGUCAGCUCAGAACCUCAAACACCACAGCAGCAACAAAAACCUCCAGAGCUCCAACUCUGAAAACAAAGAUGGAGGUCGUCCCAGCAGCAAUCCAUCAGAGAAGCACCUCAACAUCAGGCAGGUGCUGUCGGAGACCCAGCCGCCCCAAACCUCACCCAUGGGCAGCGCUUUCACCUCCGUUGGCCAGCAAGGUGGCAGCAGUGGUGGAGAGAGGAAGAGCGCCUUCAGUCAGCCAUCUCGCUCCUCCUUCUCCCAGAUCUCACCACUGGUGAUGCCACCCAAGCUGCUGGACUGCCACCCAGCGGUGGGCGACACCAUCUCCUCCUCCAGACUUUACCAGGCCGACCACCUUGCUGCCAAGCUGCAGGGUGCAGAACUGGGCGCUAACUGCCCCGUGCCGGGCGGCAUGGCCAAGCAGAAUCCCUUUGUCUACGCCACCACCUUCUGGCCCAAGAACUCCGGACCUAUCCAGCUUCAAAUGCCCUCGGCGCUCACCCUCCUGCCGCCCUCCUUCACCUCCCUCUGUCUGCCAGCACAGAACUGGUGCGCCAAGUGCAACGCCUCUUUCCGCAUGACCUCGGACUUAGUUUAUCACAUGCGAUCCCACCACAAAAAGGAGUAUGCCAUGGAGCCUCUGGUCAAGCGGCGGCGCGAGGAGAAACUCAAGUGCCCAAUUUGCAACGAGUCCUUCCGGGAGAGGCAUCACCUGUCACGUCACAUGACCUCCCAUAACUGACUUUUAAAGACUGACAAGGAAGGAACUUUUGUUUAACAAAGAGGGACUGUGACCCUGCCUGGAUUUAAGCACUCCGACUGGAGAUAGGCCACAUAAAAAUACAAAAACACCCCUUGCACUUGUUUUCACUUUGGACUUUAAUCUUCUAAUUCCUUUUCGGUCUGUUUACUUUUUCUCCCCUGUACAAAAUGUCAUGUUUUGGGUGUAUGCAAAUGCGUUUUGACUUCAAAAAUGAAUCUAUUUAUGAAGCACUAAAAAGUUUGAGAAUAAGGGAAGAUUUAAAUAUGUGUAAAUGUACAGUAAGUUGUAUUUUAUAUCAUAGAAAUGCAAAUAUAGAGAAGAAAUACAGAUGUAGUCACACGUCAUGGUUUACAACAGCAAGUUUUUUCAUGUCUACGAUGAAUAUGGACACAAAUUGGGGAUAUUAUGUCAGACUAUAUUUCAGAGUGCAUGUAAUAUUAAAUAAUAUUGAUUUAAGAUGCAGUCUAUACAUUACAAUGUACAUAAUUUGUUUUAUUUGAAAUACAAAGUGUAAUAUUUUGUGUCAGUGGGGAAUAGUUUCAGUGUUUCUUCCUUUUGCGGAAAUUUACUACUUGAUAGUUUAUCUAAUCAUGUUGAAUGCAUUGACAAUAAAAUAGCUUUAUUUUCAA
Lates calcarifer (barramundi perch) is the source of this 2967-nucleotide messenger RNA. It is a transcript of the gene prdm8b, whose product is annotated as PR domain containing 8b. Gene Ontology annotation, biological process: regulation of DNA-templated transcription. Gene Ontology annotation, cellular component: nucleus. The record is from RefSeq and is a predicted model, not a curated record. Gene Ontology annotation, molecular function: protein binding. Lineage: Eukaryota; Metazoa; Chordata; Actinopteri; Centropomidae. The coding region runs from base 605 to 2317 and encodes 570 amino acids. The transcript has 4 exons.